GAAUAUUUCACAUUUUUGUUCCAUCAAAAUUAUUUAUAACUUUAUUCAAAAAAAUAUUUACAUUUGUAAGCAAAAUUCCUCACAAAUGUGCCCGCUACAAAUGUGAGGAAAAAGUGGUUCCUGUGGUUCACCGCCAGAUGGCGCACCGGGCAGCGACUGACGCCGGCGUAACGUGAUUUCGCGCCGAUCAGCUGACACAACACAAGCAACACAACAAUUCACGUGUGAGACUUGAAUAAUUGAAUUUACGUUGAUUUACAUUCCCUCGUGCUCCUGCCCAAACUCGGACGUUAUUUUCACCUGUUCAGUAAAGUAAAGUGCAAGUGUGUUCUAGUGGAUCGCGGCCACUUCAAUCUAACAGAUUUGCAAUGGAUCGCCAAGUUGAUGGCAUUGUAUCUAAUAUUUUGUCAAGUCCUCAGCUUCGUAAUAUAUUGGAAGACGCAGUAAGAGGUGCGACAAGUGAACAUAAUGCCUCAACUACCUCCAUACAAUCAGUUUCUAAUGUACCUGCUACAUCAGUUAGACCCAACCCAAUAAUGGAUUUAAUAAGUGCAAGUUUUACACCAUCUUUAUCAAAUUCCGUGACAUCCAUUAUAAAAGAUGGCCACGUUGGUAGACCAAGAUAUGACAUUACAAAAGAGCAAGUACUUCACUUCAGAUCACUAGGUUUUAAGUGGUCGAAAAUAAGUGAAAUUUUGAAUAUUUCAAGGAGGACUUUAUAUCGGGUCAAAGACACCCAUAGCAUCACAGAAGAGACGUUUAAUAGACGAAAUAAAAUCUAUAAUACAGGACAUUAUGAUGGGAACUCCAAAUGCUGGAGAAACAUAUAUUUUAGGAAGUAUUUGUGCGCGGAACAUGAAAGUACCUAGAGCUACCAUACGAGAGAUUUUGAAAGAAGUAGAUCCAUUAGGAAGAUCAGAGCGUAAGAGAAAAACGAUUAAACGUAGAGUCUACAAUGUAAAGGGUGCAAAUCACUUAUGGCACAUAGACUCCAAUCACAAAUUGAUAAAUUUCCGAUUCGUAUAUCACGGUUGUAUAGACGGUUACAGUAGAAGCAUCAUAUACCUAGAAUGUAUGCACAAUAAUAAAGCUGACACUGUACUUUCAUUAUUUGAAAAGGGUGUACAGAACUUUGGUCUGCCAAGCCGUGUUCGAGGAGACCAUGGUACUGAAAACGUAGCAGUAGCCAGAUACAUGUUGACUCAGAAAGGCAUUAACCGUGGGAGUUUCAUAACUGGCCGUUCUGUGCAUAAUCAGCGUAUCGAAAGAUUGUGGUCAGAAGUGAAUAGAGUUGUGUCCAAACACUACAAAGAACUAUUUUUAAUGAUGGAAGAAGAAAAUUUGAUUGAUGAAACUAGUGAGAUAGAUCUGUAUUCUUUGACGUAUGUAUAUUUGCCAAGAAUACGCCAGUCAUUAAAGGAGUUUGUGUCGCAAUGGAAUAACCACGGUCUGAGGACAAUGAACUGUAGAUCCCCGCUACAACUGUGGAACACAUCCAUAAUUGAAGGAAGUGGACAUGAUGAAGACAGUUUAUAUUGGAAAGAGCCUGACUACUAUGGUGUGGAAGAUUCCACAUCUUUUCCGGAAAUUGUAACUUCUAACAACGUUAUCGUUCCAGAAUCCAACAUAAAUUUAACUGUACAACAAUUUCAAAGAUUGGUUGAAGCAGUUCCAGAUCCAUUACGAAAUGAUAAUACCCAUGGAAUUAGUCACUAUUUAUGUAUAAAAAAUUUACUGAAUACGUUAGUGAAUUGAAAUAAUUUUAAGAAAAACUAUACAUUCAUAAAAUUACCUAGUUAGUAUUUUUUAAUAAACGUAAGUGUUUUCUAAACAUAAGGUUACUAAUUUAGCGCAGUAAUA
Messenger RNA from Photinus pyralis (common eastern firefly), 1860 nucleotides. RefSeq lists its product as uncharacterized. The record is from RefSeq and is a predicted model, not a curated record. Lineage: Eukaryota; Metazoa; Arthropoda; Insecta; Coleoptera; Lampyridae. The transcript has 4 exons. Gene Ontology annotation, biological process: DNA integration. Bases 796 to 1755 code for a protein of 319 amino acids. Gene Ontology annotation, molecular function: nucleic acid binding.